UGCACACGAGCUCGGGAGGACACAAGCGCUCAGACCGCUUAUUUUAUGAUAUGACAAGCGUGACCACCACUGAUCAUUGCUCUGAAGUAGGAUAACUGAACUGGUGACGUUAUCUAUUUGGGUUAAACAUAUUUUACUCAAACUUGAACUGGAUGCAAUUAAUCAGGUUGUUUGUUAUCUGUUAUAGCCUACUUCAGCUAACUCGAGUCGAGUAACAGGUUGAAAACGAACUACUAACAACAAAAAAUGGAACUUUCAUAUCAAGCCAUUAAAACAUCAAAACAAGCCAGAGAGGCGGAUGAAAUGCGAACAGAGGCCAGAAGAAGAAGUUUACUAGUACUAAUGUUCAACUAUUUAAUGGAUGAAGGAUACGUGGACACCGCCUGCUCUUUAGAACAAGAAACCAACUUGGGCUUGCGUAAGUUUGAAGUCUGUGACAACGUCGACUUGGACACCAUCAUCAUGGAGUACGAGAGCUAUUAUUUCAUCAAGUUCCAGAAGUAUCCCAAGCUUACAAAAAGAUUACCAGAAACAGGUGACAGAAGAUCCGCCAGAAUUUGUGGUAGGAAGAGAGCCCCAUGUACCGUGACUCAGGCCCUACCCAGAAUAAACUCCAUUCAACGGCCCACAUCCAAAGGUGGUUUAAAGAAGACAGACUCAAAGUUGGCCAUCAGGGAUAUUGAUAAAGACAGUGGUGAGAACGGACUGUCCGGGGCUCAUGAGCCAGCGGAAUUUGGGCUAAACGUGUCGCCCAUCAUGCGAAACGGAGGAGCAGAGGAGGCACCAGUGAAACGGGGACACUUGAUUGACUACCGAGGCCUGAUCCAGGAUGCCAUUAAAGGAGCCGCCUGCAGUACAACGAACGGCACAGCCUGCAACACUGAACCCUCGGAGCGUCUGCUCAAGCCUCUUAGUGCCUUCAGUGGAAUGAACAGCGAGAUGAGGGAGCUCGCCGCGGUCAUCAGCAGGGAUAUCUAUUUACACAACCCCAAUGUGCGCUGGGACGACAUUAUCGGCCUGGAGGACGCCAAGCGAUUAGUCAAAGAGGCUGUCGUCUACCCCAUUAAGUAUCCACAGCUGUUUACAGGCAUCCUCUCGCCCUGGAAGGCUCUGCUGCUCUACGGACCUCCUGGCACUGGGAAGACUCUUCUGGCCAAGGCUGUAGCAACCGAGUGUCAGACCACCUUCUUCAACAUCUCCACCUCUACCAUCGUCAGCAAAUGGAGGGGGGACUCUGAGAAGUUGGUUCGGGUACUAUUUGAGCUGGCCCGGUACCAUGCCCCGUCCACCAUUUUCCUAGACGAGCUGGAGUCCGUGAUGAGCCAGAGGGGAGCAGGACAAGGUGGGGAGCAUGAAGGCAGUCGCAGGAUGAAGACAGAGCUCCUGGUCCAGAUGGAUGGACUAGCGCACUCCGAUGACCUCGUCUUUGUGCUGGCCGCCUCCAACCUACCCUGGGAGCUGGACCACGGCAUGCUGCGGAGGCUGGAUAAGCGGAUCCUGGUGGGGCUGCCGUGUGAAGCUGCUCGCCAGGCCAUGAUUGCCCACUGGCUGCCUCCGCUCAGCACCUCCGGGGGGGUAGACCUGCGCACCCAGCUGGACUACAGUGUGCUUGGGCAGGAGAUGGAAGGUUACUCCGGCUCAGAUGUAAAGCUGGCAUGCAAGGAGGCGGCUAUGAGGCCUGUUCGGAAAAUAUUUGACGCUCUUGAAAAUCAUCAAGCUGGCAACUCCAACAUGCCCGUCCUGCAGCUGGACACGGUCACUACAGCAGACUUCAUGGAGGUGCUCGCUCACACCAAGCCCUCCGUCAGGAACCUCACUGAGAAGUACAUGGCCUGGGAGAAGGAGUACCAGUCAGUGUGAGACCAAACACAUCUCUCUCUCUCUCUCUCUCUCACACACACACGCACACACAUAUACACACACCAUACCACACACAUGGACACACACACACACACCAUACCACACACAUAUACACACACGCAUACAUAUACACACCAUACCGCACACAUGGACACACACACACACACACACACACACAUACAUAUACACACCAUACCGCACACAUGCACACACACACACACACACAUAC
Messenger RNA from Conger conger (European conger), 2089 nucleotides. RefSeq names its product katanin p60 subunit A-like 2 (gene katnal2). The coding region runs from base 247 to 1860 and encodes 537 amino acids. The record is from RefSeq and is a predicted model, not a curated record. Gene Ontology annotation, molecular function: ATP binding; protein binding; ATP hydrolysis activity. Lineage: Eukaryota; Metazoa; Chordata; Actinopteri; Anguilliformes; Congridae. The transcript has 16 exons.